This is a messenger RNA of Cebus imitator (Panamanian white-faced capuchin), 5607 nucleotides long. RefSeq names its product forkhead box protein D4-like 1. The transcript has a single exon. Lineage: Eukaryota; Metazoa; Chordata; Mammalia; Primates; Cebidae. The coding region runs from base 3669 to 5000 and encodes 443 amino acids. The record is from RefSeq and is a predicted model, not a curated record. Gene Ontology annotation, molecular function: RNA polymerase II cis-regulatory region sequence-specific DNA binding; DNA-binding transcription factor activity, RNA polymerase II-specific. Gene Ontology annotation, biological process: regulation of transcription by RNA polymerase II; anatomical structure morphogenesis; cell differentiation.
UUGAUUCUUAAGGCAACACUAUGGAAUUGAUGGGAUAGGACAGUAAGGGUUCCUUUCUUCUUUUUUCUUGUUUAGAGUAAUGUGCCAUUAUGGAAUCUUUCCAAAGCAUUCAACUUUUUAUUGCUACAGCUCAUUGUUUUUACAUUGAUAUAUUUGGUAUAACAACUUUAUUUAGCUAUAAUCCACACACCAUAAAAUUUAUCAUUUUUAAGGGGUACAAUUCAUGAUUUUUAGUAUACCCACCAUUGAGUCUAUCUACUGUACACCACUAUGACCAGUGUCUAAUUCCAGAACAUUUUCACUACCUCAAAAAUAAACCCUGAAUCUCUUAGCAGUCACUUGCUGUUUUCCCCUGCCCUCAUCCCCACUCUACUUUCUGUCUCUAUAGAUUUGUCUAUUUAGACUCCCUUCACAUAACACAGUGUUUUCAGGAUUGAUCCAUGUUGUGACGUGUCAGUACUUCACUGUUAUUGCUGAAAAAAUUUCAUUAUAUACCUCAUUUUGUUUAUCCAUUCAUCAGAUGGACACUUUAGUUUCUUCUGGGCUGUUAGGUCCUUCCCCACCCAUGUUUAAUUUUUUAAAUUAAUAGAAUGUAUUUUUAGAACAGUUUUAGAUUUACAGAAAAAUUGAGCAGCUAGUACUGAGUUCCCAUCUAUUCCCCCCUACACACACUAACAAAAUAGUAGUAUGGGACAUUUAUGUUACAAUUAUUGAACUAAUAUUGACACAUUAUUAUGAAAGUCCACAGUUUAUUCAGAUAUCCUGAGUUUUUAACCUAAUAUCAUUUUUGUGUUCCAGAAUCUCAUUUAGGAUACCAUGUUACAUUUAAUAGUCAUGCAUCCUUAGACUCCUCUUGCCUGUGACAGUCUCUUAGAAUCUCCUUGUUUUGAUGAACUCGACAGUUUUGAGGAGUAUUGGUCAGGUGCGCAAGAUGCUCCUGUGUUGGAAUUUGAUGUUUUCCUCAUGACUAGGGGUUUUGGAAGAAAAAUCACGGAGAACCAUUUUCAUCACAUCAUACCAAGGGUAUAUGCUAUUACCAUGAUUUAUGACUAUUGAUGUUGACAUUAAUGACCUGAUCACCUGGCCGAAGGGGUGUUUGUCAGGUUUCUCCACUGUAGUUACUUUUUCCCCCCUUCUAUGUCCUGCUUAUGCUAAAGGAAUGGGGAGUUGCAGUCUACUUUUUUGGGAGUGGAGUGGCUACAUAAUUAGCUGAAAUUUUUCCUCAAGGGAGAGUUGUCUCUUUCCCCUUGUUUAUUGAUUCAAUCAUUUAUGUUUAUCAGUGUGGAUACAUGAAUAUUUUAUAUUUUGGGUUACAUUUUAAUUCUGUGUUUUGUUUCUCAAAUUAUCCCAGCUUUGGCCAUUGGGAACUCUUUCAGUUUUCUCCUGUGUCCCCUUUGAAAUACCCCCAUCAAUGUGGGUUUUGUGUUUUGUUUUGUUUUUGAGUACCUCCUUAUUUUUCUCCUUUCAUUUUUAAGUAACUCCAAUCCCUAUAGAAGUUGGGGCUAGAAAAACUUAACAAUGCUCCCUAUCGCAGGUCAUCCAGUUCCUAUGCUGUUGGAGGAAAUGUGCCUCACCCGCAAAGGGCUGGGGAGGAGGCAUCUGGGAUUAUUGUGGUUGAAUAAGACACCUGUCCUGGCCCUCCUGGAGCUUAGUUUAGUAGGUCACACAAGUAGUCAUUGGUAAAUUUGGGAUUCAAACAAAUCUGUUAGGCUCAGACCUGCCUGUUACUUGUCCUCCAAGCUGCAUAUAAACUGAGGAGCCUUAAAGGGUAAAAACUUCAGGAGCAGAGAAGACAAAAGUUUUAAAACAAGAUUUGCAAGAAAGCUGUUUUCCAGAUUUUAUUCCGAAGGCAUUAGCUACUUUAAGCUAUUUUUUGUUAUAUUUUGCCCUUGUAGUUGGCUUCUGAUUUCUUACUGAACAUUCAUUGUCAUAAUUAUAGACACUAUGUGACAAUCAAUGGCAUAUUUUGUGCUGCAUUUUUAUUAAAUGGCACCCCGAAUUUUUCCCAAGUAGGUAGGUUUUAAAUUAUGAAUAUAUACUGUGACAUGGUAUCUUACUUAGUACAGUACUCUAAUAAGAUUCUUAUUUAUAUAACAAAUAUUAAGUUUUAUUCCUCUGUAGUGCUACUUUAUGAGCUAAUUUAAAUGAAGCCAAUCUAAAAAUCGUGUUACUUCUAAGGAUGUUGAGUAAGUUGAACAAUUCCACUGCCAUAUCACCCCUCACCAGUGCAGAUUGUAAACGAGAACCCACUGAUUUAAAGACAACACUGCAGCCCCUUCUUGCCUCAUUGAAGUUCCUAGUUUUAUCAUUACAGUAAAAGCCCUUAAUGUUGGCACUUCUGACAGAAUGAAGGAAGAGCCAGAACCAGGCAGAGUAGUGUGAGCCUGUAAUCCCACCUACUCAGGAGAGUGAGGCAGGAGGAUCACUUGAGCCCAGGAAUUCAAAGCCAGUCUGGGCAACAUAGACCUUGUCUCUAAAAAUGAAAUGAUUAGGAAGAAGGAAGGGAGAGAGAAGCCAUUAUAGACUGCGUGUAUCUUUUCUAUGUGGAGCCAUUUUGUAAGAACAGCAUUUUUUCAAACUGGGCCCGUACUGGUACGUGUGAAAUCAGUUUAGUUGGUUAUGAUCAUAUUUUUAAAAAGAAAUAUCAGUAAUCACUAUAGUGUAAUUAUAUUGUUAUGUGAAACCCAUCUUAGAUACGUAUGUCUGUAUGUGCAAGAUUGUGAUCUAAAAUGCAUUUCUUACUGUGGUUAAAUAUUCAAAGAAGUUGGAGAACCAUUACUGUAAGGGCACAGAGGACUCCACGUGAGCUCUUCUGCCUUCCCUGAAUGAACUUCCACAACUUAAUGCUAGGACAUUUCAACCUUUUCUAAAAAUGAGAGUCGGAGAACAUCUUGGGGAGGAGAGGAAAAGGUAAAAGCGGCAAAGCAACACCCUCGCACCCUACCUCAAACCCCCCAUUCAGCUUGGGAAUGUUGUCAGAACCUUAAAUAUAAUUCAGCUCACCAUUCUGGAUAAGGACAGACUCUACCAAAGAAAAUGGGUAAUUACCCAGCUGUGAAACACGAAAACGUACUUUUACGGCUACACAUUCCUUUACAAACCACUGUGUACAUUUCAGCCUCCCCGCCUCCUGCCCACCCAGCCGCCAUUUCUUUUCUCCAGGAGAGAAAGCUGCAUGUCUAAGUGGUCAUAGAUUGUUGAGUAUCAUACUUUCCUACCUCGUUUUUAUUUGCGUGGUUUUAAUUGCGCCUUAACAGAACCCAUGCAAAGCCCGGCCAACUAGCUGGCUGCGCUGGAGGAGUGGAGCAUCUUCCUUGGUGGCAGGUGGGUGCGAGGAGGAGGGGGCUGGGCUUUUAUCAGGUCGGAUAUUUGCCCAGCAGACCCUCAUCAUUGGACUGCGUCAGGAGGAAGUGGCACCACUCCGAGGUAGGGGAAGAAGGAUUAUAAAGGGGGAGUCCACCACACAUGGUCUUGAAGAAGCUUUUAUAAAAGACAACGUGCAUACUUUGCUGGACGUUGUUGGAAAGGAGUAGAAACAAGCAGACGAAAACAUCCCAAAGGGUAACCACUAGUGUUCUUGCAACAUUAAUCCCAGGCUUCCAGCCCAGCCCACCCCAGGCCAGGUGAUCGGCCGCCACAUCCCCUGCGACUGAAGAACCUACUCCUCCAUGGACUUGCCAAGAGCUGAGCGCCUUCGUUCCACACUGCAGCGCAGCCUCCGGGACUCCGAUGGGGAAAACGGUAAAAUCAAUGCCCUGGGAGAGGAGGUAAAUGAAGACGAGGAGGAGAAGGCAAGCCAGCAGUUCCUAGAGCAGCAGCCCCAGCCGGGGCUGCAGGUGGCGCGGCGGAGCGGGGGUGAGCUUCCCAGAGAGCACAACGAGGGCAGCGGCGGCCCGAACGACCCCUCGGACUUUGGCACCGAGUUCAGGAUACCGCCGAGGUAUGCGGCGGCCUCUGGAGACGCCCCGCAGCCCGCAAAGCCCCCCUACUCGUACAUCGCGCUCAUCACCAUGGCCAUCCUGCAGAGCCCGCACAAGCGCCUCACGCUCAGCGGCAUCUGCGCCUUCAUCAGCGGCCGCUUCCCCUACUACCGCCGCAAGUUCCCGGCCUGGCAGAAUAGCAUCCGCCACAACCUCUCGCUGAACGACUGCUUCGUCAAGAUCCCCCGCGAGCCGGGCCACCCAGGCAAGGGCAACUACUGGAGUCUGGACCCCGCCUCCCAGGACAUGUUCGACAAUGGCAGCUUUCUCCGGCGCAGGAAGCGUUUCAAGCGCCACCAACCGACCUCGAAAGCCCACCACCUACCCCACCCCUUCCCUCUACCCGCUGCUCCGGCCGCCCUGCACAACCCCCACCCGAGCCUUCUGCUUGGGGCUCCUGCCCCGCCGCAGCCUGUCCCGGGGGCCCACUCCACCGCCGCGCCCGGGAGACGCCCGUGCGCUCUGCUGCACCCGCAUCCUCUUCGCUACCUACUGCUCUCGGCCCCCGCCUAUGCAGAGGCACCGGGGAAAGCAGAAGGCGCGGACCUGGUGACCCCUGGCACCCUUCCGGCUCUGCAGCCCUCGCUAGGUCCCCAGCCUUGGGAGGAGGGCAAAGGUCCCGCGUCGCUACCAGGAGGUGGAUGCAUCUCUUUCAGCAUUGAGAGUAUUAUGCAAGGGGUCAGGGGCGGCGCUACAGGGGCUGCGCAGAGUUUGUCCCCGACCCCUUGGAGCUACUGCCACCUGCUGCAGCGCCCUUCAUGCCUGUUGCAUCCCCAGACCGCUGCCCCUUUGCUGCACGUUUCCGCCGCCGCCGCUGCUCGGACAGUUUUGCAGCAACAGCAGCAGCAUCAGGAGGAGGAGGUCUGCGCGGACGGCUGCGCUCCCACCAAGGGCGCGGUGCUGGGAGCAAACCUGUCGGCCGCUUCUGCGCUGCUUAGGUACCAGGCAGUGGCAGAGGGCUCUAGGCUGACUUCGCUGGCUGUCCCUUUGGGUGGAGAGGGGACUUCACCGGCUUUCUGAGUAGCACUCACGCCCAGUUCCCUGGCCAACUCUGCAGGGCGCUCCAAGAGCUAGGUUGGAGGGCGGAGCGACCCGCAGCUGCUCAUUCCACCUUGCGCGGCCCAGACUGGGCCUGUGCAUUUUUGAAUCGCGCUGCAGAGCAAACACAAACUUCUGUUCGCUGCAAAAUGGUUAGAAAAACAGCUGGAUUCCGUUCCUCUAAAGACUACCUGAACGUAAACUUCGGAGGGCGUCAAGUCAUCUUUUCUUGCCUUCAGUUGUGGUUUCCACGGAUUUCCCGAUUUGCACAUUUCCUGGGGAACUAUGAAAGUGAGUGGGGUAUUUUGUUCUGGUAUUAAAAGAAAAACAAGCAAGCAAACAAAAACACAGCCUCCGACGCCAAACAUGUUCCCCCUUCUUCACUUCCUUGGAACUGGAAAUAUUAUUCCGAAGUGCAAAAUGCGUCCACCCUCUGUGUCUUCCUGAUAGGGAUGUGUAAUGUAAGUAGGAUGUUACUUUCAGAACAUUGGUAUCUGUGUGACUGACGUGCCAUCUUUCAUGUUAAAAUUAAGGUAUUAAAAUUAAGCCUAGUUAUAUAGACAAAAUAAAAUGCUAAGUCACUACACUA